Molecule: messenger RNA, 2841 nt
Organism: Fonsecaea multimorphosa CBS 102226
Lineage: Eukaryota; Fungi; Ascomycota; Eurotiomycetes; Chaetothyriales; Herpotrichiellaceae
Exons: 4
Coding region: 1-2841 (946 amino acids)
Biological process (GO): DNA-templated transcription; regulation of DNA-templated transcription
Molecular function (GO): DNA-binding transcription factor activity, RNA polymerase II-specific; zinc ion binding; DNA binding
Source: RefSeq, a predicted model, not a curated record
AUGUCGGAGCAAAGACACCAACGUCGUGGCGAAACUCCCCGUGCUCCUGCCCCCCGGCAGGGUGAAGCCUCUUCCUCGAGAUCUCAAUCCGUGUCUCAGACCCCAGGUCAAGCUCCAGUGCUCUCAAUCGAAACACCCUCUUCCGAUCCUGCCAACCGGCCAACGUCAGCCUCAAAGACACCUCGCUCACCCGCGCCAAACCCUCUGUUCCGUGUCCCACAAUCUCCUCUCACUGCAGCAGGUGAAUCUUCUCAGCGAGCGGGCAAAGUCGCCAUUCCAAGGUUAAAGAGGUCGAUUGAUCCGUCCGAAGACCCCGCCCGAUCAGGAGGAAGGCACCGUGUCAACCACGCAUGCGAACCAUGCCGCCACCGCAAGACCAAGUGCAGUGGGGAGCGGCCGGCGUGCAGACAUUGCCAGGACUUCAAGAUUACAUGCUUUUACGCCGAUGGCAAAAGAGAUAGGGCUAAAAAGCAGUUUGGUACUCUGACCGAGAAGGUGACCGACUAUGAGAAACUACUGAGGGAACUGAUAUCCAGGGUCGAUGAAGACGAUGCAAGACUGAUUCGUGCCUCGCUGGAGAAGGAGUCGACUUAUGAAGCCGAAGAAACCCCUACAGAAGGCACCGCUGAAGUGGCCCAACUUGGCGAUGCUGAGGCAGCAGAGGAGUCGUCCGGAGCGGAAUCAGAAGCUUCAGCCGGUGCUGGGUCCACGGGCGCACUCGAUAGAACCGAUGAGGACUUUACGCGUGAGCAGGCCAGGAUGACAGGCUUCAUGGGAAAAAAUUCGGAGGUCACCUGGCUCCAGCGUCUGCGCGAGCAGAACAAGUAUGGAGACCUGCAAGAAGAUCGGCAAGGUAAUGAGAGGCAACAGGCGCUGGCUGCCAUGUCUAGUGCCUCGCUGACUUCAAGACGUCCAGUCGGCGACACGCGAAUGCCCCUCUCGGAAGCGGACGAUGGCUUCACGGUCAAAGAUUCCAGUUAUCACAUGGACGACAUGUCGAUAUUCAUGUACGAGGCCGUGGAUGCAUACGAGAUGCCUACGCCGGAAAUUGCGGAUCAUCUGUUCAAUGCAUAUAUGCAGCGAGUUCACUCGUCCUUUCCCGUGGUCGGCAGGCUGAAUCUUACAACUCAGUUUCGAAGAUUCAUUAGUGGCACCGUGCAAAGACCCCCGGAAAAGUGGCUCGCUAUUCUCAACUUGAUCUUUGCAAUUGGCGCAAAAUAUUCGCACUUGAUUAAAGCCGAAUGGAAAGGCGAUGAGAGGGAUCACCUGAUCUAUUUCACCCGAGCUCGACUGUUGAGUAUGAACUCUGAAACCAUCUUUCAUCAUCCAGAUUUGCAGCAGAUCCAGGUACUAGGCUUGAUGUCGUUUUACCUGCUGUGUGUCAGCCAAGUGAAUCGUGCAUGGUUGUUGAAUGGGAUCGCUAUCCGAGGAGCUGGCGCCUUGGGCCUGAAUAUGCGCAACGACAGCAACGACUUGAAGGACUCACUCAAGGAGAUCCGAUACCGACUCUGGUGGGCUCUCUACGCCCUGGAACAUCGUCUGUGCAAUAUGACGGGUCGAGUCAACUGUGUCAUGGACGACCAUUGCACUACACCCUUGCCAGUUCCCUUGGAAGAAGAACAAUUUGAGACCGAGGAAGGUCAGAGACUUCUGAGCAAGGAAAUACAACAGGGUGACCGCGCACCGUCCUCAAAUUCGCAGACGCCGAGUAUCGGAUCGACCCCUUCAACCGACCGCUCUCGUUCGCAGACCAAAAUCGACUCACGUUCACCUUCAAUGCCCGGAGGGGUCAGAGCCGGUGACUUGGAAUGGGCAAAGGACGUUCAACCUAACUCUUCGCUCUACUUUCUCCAUGUGGUUCAGUUGACCCGCCUGACACAGAACAUCUUCCAUAGUCUCUACAACCCAGCCUCGAUCAAAGGAACAUGGUCAGAAGUUCAGGCCAAGGUGAAGGACCUCGACGAACGCCUUGAGCAUUGGUAUCGCAAACUGCCCCAGGCUUUUGCCUUUCGGCGGAAUCAGCGCGAGCGCGGGUCUUACGAGUUCCGCUUGAACCUGGGCUUCUUUUACUACAGCACCAAGAUGACCAUUCAUCGACCUUGCCUCUGUCGACUCGAUCGCAAGAUUCCCGGGCAGUCAUCCAAAUCACUCGAGUUCAACCGCAAUUCCGCCGCUUCCUGCGUGGAGGCUGCAAUGGACAUGCUUCAACUCAUUCCUGACAAGCCCAAUGCUGUUGGUCUGAUGCGAGUCGGCCCUUGGUGGAAUAUUGUACAUUGGCUGGUUCAAGCGACCACGGUAUUGAUGCUUGAAAUAUCCUUCCGAGCCAAUCACAUGCCGGAAGAAGCAGAAACCAUCUUCGAGUCAUGCAAGAAAGGCAUCCGCUGGUUGCAUGCAUUGGCAGAAGACAACAUAUCCGCUAGGCGUGCCUGGACAUUGUGUUUCACACUGUUCAAGGAAUCGGCCAGUAGAAUUGGCCGCGACGUCGACGACUUGCCACAGGAUCCUCCGGGAAAGCCUUCUCCGCAGCAGCAAGAUAUUUCCAUGGCAAACUACUCUGCGGUCAGCAACCCUCUGUCCCACAAUAUGUACGUGUCGGCUCCCAGCGCGCCUCCCAUCUAUGGCACAAUGCCUGAUAUGCCGAGUGCGCAAACAUUUGCCGCUUUCGACCCAAUGAUGCGAUAUGACCAAUAUUUCGCCCCAGAUAUGCUGAUGAACGAGCCCUCGAUGCAAUUCCCGCAGCCGACAGAUGCGGAGAUCGAGUUUAUGAGUAAUGUCUAUCAUGAGGACCAGGGUCCCCAGCAACAAGUUGGUGAGUCCAGUCAGGGACCCAGGAUGAAUUGA